AUGCUAACAAAAAAAGGUUAGAAACAAAAAUAACCUUAAAAUAAAAAAUAACGUUACUAUGACUUUGUAGUAAAUAACACAGUUAGACAAACUUCAAUCUGUUUUGCAAUAUCUAUAAACCAUGAUAGUACAAAAAUAGCAGUCGGAUCAUAUGAAUCAAUAAAAAUUUUCUAAUUUAAAUAAGAACAAAUGAAAUGGAUCAGUACUUUGAUAAGUUCUCGGCCUCAUUUAAGAGUAUUUAAUUUCAUGAAAAAUUCAUCCAUUUUAUUUUCUGGAGGUGAUGAUAAUUAACUUACUAUUUGGCCAUUGAAUGGUGUAAACAAUGGGAAAUUUUUAAAAAAGUUAUAUGGACAUAAUAAUACAAUUAAUUGUUUAGUAACGAAUAAUGUGGAGGAUGUUAUAAUUUCUGGUAGUGAUGAUAAGAGUAUCAAAUUUUGGAAGCAAAAAAACUAUUGUGUACUUAAUUAGACUAUAAUUGAACAUCGUGAUUAAGUUUACAGUUUAAGUUUAAAUCAAUCAGGAAAUGUAUUGAUUUCAUGUGGUUAAGAUAGAUAAAUAUUGGUGAUAGAACUUUAAUAAAAGGGAGAUUAAUAUUAAUGGAUUUUGAGAUAAAAAAUAAAAGAAUAAUCAUGCAGUUAUCGUUUAUGUUUCCUGAACGAUACGCUUUUUGCUUUCUAAUCAUGGGCAGGAAAGUAAAUGCAUAUCUAUUAAUUGAAUGAUGAAAAUAUGUUUAUGAAAAUUUCAAGUGUUACUGUCAAAGGUAAAAACGAGUAUUGUAAUAACUUUUUUCCUUAAUAAUAUAUCUAAUCUAAAAAUCUCAUUGUUAGUAAGAAUGGACCUUAUGUGAACAUAAUUAAAAUGGUCAAUAAUAGAAAAUUUGUUUAUUGUUCCUCUGUCGAAUUCAGUCCUGAAUGUUUUGGAAAUAUCUUUGGAUAAGUUAGUUCAGAUGGAGAAUAUUUGAUUAUUUGGGAUUAGAUUUCAAGUCAAAUAUAAAUUAGAAAGUAUAUGAAUUCUUGA
This is a messenger RNA of Paramecium pentaurelia, 1017 nucleotides long. The record is from the annotation of a GenBank genome assembly. NCBI's taxonomy places the organism in Eukaryota, Ciliophora, Oligohymenophorea, Peniculida, Parameciidae.